GAGCUACAGGUUGAUGGUGGGCAGUUUGAGCCAGCUUUGACAAGUUUGGCCAUCACUGACGUGCGCGUUGGUGCACAUGGUUUUGCACUUGUUCGCCGAGAACAACUCAACAGCUUGUUGCAAGUCACCAGCACUAAGAACCUUGCUCUUGUUGUACCAGGUCACGGUGAUAAGGGUUUUGAUGAUCUUGCGCUCAAGGCCAAGCGUGUCAAAGGCACCGUUGUUGUCAGUGACCCCCAGUUGAAGCGGAAGGAGUUGAAAGAUGUUUCCAUCUUUUCCAUUGGUGCACUCAAGGUUGUUGGCUCUCCUGAGUUCGCCCCGCAACCUUCUGUUGAGAUUGCGGUGCUUGCUGCCAAGGCUAAUUUCGAUGCUGACGCGCGCAACUGGUCAAAUUUCGCAGCUAACGCGCGUGCGGAAUUUCGUCGUCUCGUCGUGUCUUGCUUGGCUCCUGAGCAUCACAGUCGGCUUGAAAUGUAUGCUUUCAAAAAGCUUUCUGACUCGGCUCAUCGCGUGAUUGUCCGCGUGCCCCAAGAUGCAGCGCUGGAGUUCUUGGCCAAGUCUGCCGUUGGGCACUCCUUAACUUUCCAAGCCGUUUGGAGAGAUGAAGCACACAAAGAGUUCCUUGACAGUGUCUUUUGCGUUGAGUGGCUGGGGCCCAAGUCCCUGCCUGAUGCACGAGCAGUGCUGUUGCGCAUUGCUAAACACUUUGGGCUACAGCAGAACCGCACGGGGUUUGGGGUCAGGGUUCCCAUCGUGGAGGUUGCCGAAGCACGUAAGAUCCUCAAGCCGAAUGAUUCGCGCUUCAACGAUUCCAACCGGCAUCUGGUGGGGCGAAUACGCUACUUUGUGUAUGGUCUUCCUGAUGGGACAAGUCGCGCUGAGGUUGCUAAGCUGCUCCUUGAUAAGCUUCAGCUUGCGGCGUUAGUUGGUGGUCCCUUGCGCAGAGGAGGGCAUCUUGUCUUUCCUGUUGCUAUUGAUCAAGAGCCGAACAAAGACACCUUUGAGCUUUCCACUGGCCUCAACCUCCUCGUGAGUCGCAUCCUGCUGCUCCGACCUCUGCAUGCUCGUCUGACAGCCAUCGCAUAUCUGCGCUGGAGCAACGGCUUGCUGACCUUGAAGCUAGCACGCAGCAGCGUUUUGUGGAUCAAGAGGAGUGAUCUUUCGGGCGGCGGUGGCCCGCGCAGUGCCUCCAACGAGGCCAAUGACUUUGCAGAGGCUGUCCGUCAGUCUCUUCGUCAAAAUGAUGCUGCUGUUUCUAAGUGGCGCACUGCGCGUGUCGCUCUCAAACAGCGUGUGCCCGAAAAUUUCAAGCUGUCCCUUGUGCCCGGAGAUGGCAAUUGCCUUUUUGAGGCCGUCGCUCGCGCGGCCAAUUUCAUCCUUCCUACUCGCUGCACUGCUGCUGGCUUGCGGCAUGAUUGUGUGCAAACCAUUCAGCAAGUGUCUCUGUUCCGUGACCGCUUUGCUGAUGAUCUUGAUCUUUCUAACUUUUGCAAGGGCAUGGCCCGCGAAGCAACGUAUGGUGAUGAGCUAUGCGCCUUGUCAUCUGUGUUCACUCUCCUGAAUUUCAACCAAUGUACUUUGGCGAUGUUGGCCCUUGUGUCCACAUCGGCUACAAUGGGUAUAACCACUAUGAUGCUGAAAUUCCUCGCCUGCCUGCUUGUCCUGCAAGCGCUGGCUUUGCGCCGUCGCCCUUGUUUGCCUUGCCGGCUCAACUUCAAAAUGCCAACACGCUGCACCCUCCCAGUGGUGGGCGUGUUUCCUGUAGAGAAGUUGUCGAGCUAG
Symbiodinium natans is the source of this 1782-nucleotide messenger RNA. Lineage: Eukaryota; Dinophyceae; Suessiales; Symbiodiniaceae. The record is from the annotation of a GenBank genome assembly.